UGUUCAACAGCACAGGAAGGAUUCACUUUGUGAAUGAGCUGCUGCUGGAUGUCCAAGCGGAAGAGACUUUACGUUUUUCAUACUCAGCAGGAUGAUAUGUGCGGGUUUUAUAAAUAUAUAUAUAACUGUUAGUCAUAACGAAAUCUGUCAUAAAGUAUAAAACCUCCUGCUGAGUCUGAAACCAUGACAAGAUGAAGCGAUAUGGAGAUGCCAUAUCAAUUCAUUACAAGCUAGCUGAAGCUAACGGUUAGCCGUGGUGUUAUUAUGAAGCUACGAGGGGAAAGAUGCUUAAAAGAGGAAAAAAGGUGCAGGUCAGGUGUGAAAGGUACUCGGCGGCAGUGAGGAUGGUCACAGCUGGCUGAGAUUCACCCGCUGACCCAGCAGGUACAAUACAGGUUGAACAGAGGCAGGAGCCAUGAAAGAAGAGGGCAGGGCAGCGUGUGGAGGUGAGGCUCUGUUUGAGGACCUGGACUUUCCCGCUGAGGACACGUCCCUGUUCUGUGACAGCUCCACGCCCAUCGCCAGGCUGCAGGGAGACAUCAGCUGGCGACGCCCACAGGAGAUCUGCCAGUCACCAGCUCUCUUCCCUGACAACAUCAGCCUGGGUCAUGCAAAACAAGGUUUAUUAGGAGAUUGCUGGUUUCUCUGUGCCUGCACCUUCUUGCUCAAGAACAAACAUCUACUGAACAAGGUGUUGCCUCCAGACCAGCCUCAGUGGGGUGACAGCGGGUACAGGGGCUCCUUUCAGUUUCGUUUGUGGCAGCAGGGACACUGGACAGAGGUGACCAUCGACGACCGCCUGCCCUGUAUCAAUUCCACUCUGUGCUUCUCACGCUGCCACUCCCCCGCUGUCUUUUGGGUAGCACUGUUGGAGAAGGCAUAUGCCAAGCUUCACGGCUCAUAUGAGCAACUGUGGGCCGGCCAGGUGUCCGAGGCCCUGGUGGAUUUGACCGGGGGCUUGGCGGAGCGCUGGAGCUUGGGAGACUUUCAGACUGAGGAGGAGCAGAGACCAGAACAGGACAGUGACCAGGUGAGGAGGAGAAGGCUGGACCUGAACCUUCUGUGCCGAGUGAAAGACCAGUGUGCCAUCAGCUGCUCCACUCACAGCAGCCCUGGAGGUGCCAGUGAGCUGGGUCAGUACCAUGCACUGACUGUCAUGGAGUGGUUGGAUGUGAAGACGGUGUCAGGGAGCAAAGUACUGCUGCUCAGGAUCAGAAACCCCUGGGGAAGAUGCUGCUGGGGAGGGGCCUGGAUCGGAAGUGGUACCGGUUGGAGCUGCGUCGACCCUGCUUCUGCUUUGGACCUGCAAGCCAGGGUGGCCGAGGGCGAGUUCUGGUUGGAUGAGACUGAAUUCCUGUCCCAGUUUGAUGAUGUCACAGUGGGUUACCCCAUCAGUGAAGAGGGGCACCUAAAGAGCAUCUACACUGGAAAUCUGCUGACACACAACCAGCAGCUGGCUGGCCGCUGGAUGAAAGGGCACUCGGCGGGUGGGAGCCGAAACAGCAGCAUCUACGGCAGCAACCCUAAGUUUUGGCUCAAAGUGUGUGAGAGAGGAGAGGUGCUGGUAUCCCUGCUACAGCAUAGAAAAUGGAGGAACACAGAGAAAUACGCACAAAUGCCACUUGAGGAUAGCAAGAACACAAAGCACCAGCACUACCAGGCUAUCGCUCUACACAUGUGGAAGGUGGAGAAGAAGCGUUUUAAUCUCUGCCGGAUGUUGAACAAACCUCCUUGUGCUUCUACUCACUGCCACGCCUACGAGAGAGAAGUGGUCCUCCAUGGACAGCUUGAGCCCGGAUACUACCUACUGAUCCCCAGCACCUACCAGCCAGGAGCUGAGGCCCACUUCCUCAUCAGGGUCUUUUCUUCCUCUUCCACAUCCCUCAGUGCCCUGAAAAGCCCAGCACCUUCACUGCCAUUAACAACUGAUGGAGAGUGGGAGACCAGUUACUUCCGGGGCUCGUGGGUGGAGGGAAGGACGGCCGGAGGAAGCAGGAACUUCCUGUCUCACUGGCAGAACCCCUGCUUCCCUUUUACAGUGUGUGAUGAGUCAGCAGUGACAUCAGGAGUUAAUGUCAGGAUUACCCUGCACCAGAGCCGCCCUGACACUGAUCUGCACCCUAUUGGCUUCCACAUUUAUAAGUUGCCAGAGGGGGAAUCUGUGCAGACAUUACCCAGGGACGAGGAUCCUGUGGCCAGUUGUGUCCCUCACUGCUACACCCAGGAUGUCAGUCUUGCCUGCUGUCUUUCUCCUGGAGCUUACACCAUAGUGCCGUCCACUUAUCAGCCUGACUGCUCUGCACACUUCACCCUCAGCCUGGCUCGCAGAAUACACAGGAAAGUGGUGAAAAGCCAAGAGAGGCUGGGAAGAGCCAUUCAGGAGAUCUCUCACAUCUCUGUGAUGCAAAGUUAGUUCUCUGGGACUGUUGCUGCUCCACUGACGUCGCCUCACCUCCCUGUUCCUCUUGGCCCAUGAUGAAAGAACCAGUUCUCCCAUCCACCCUCACCAUGGAGGCUGUAUGUGUGUGCAUGUAUGUGUAUGUAUGCGUACCACCAGUGGCUGAGAAGGCAGGCAGGCGGGUAGAUUUAGUGGGAAUGUGUGUGUCGGGAAUCCUAGAAACCCUUUUAUCCUGAACCGCUGAGGCUCAGGGCUGAUGGGCAGCCACACACUCAUCGGCGAUUAGGACAUCAGAGGUUGUCGGUGGGCUGGGCUGCUAAUGAAGUAUGACGGGACUGGCUGGUGUAAACAAACAGCCGCCAUUGAAGAGGGCCGCCGCUGCUCUUGCUCAUUCACUCACUGGUGCGCCUGCCGGCCUGGAACAAAGGGCCCUCUCAUGAAGGUCCUCACUGAGGCACAGGGGGCAAGGGGCGAGGGGAUGGUCUCCGACAGCAGAGCCAACCAAACCACACCACACCAUACCGUGCCAUACCAUGCCAGAGCUUUCCUCCCAUCCCUAACCCCCAGACCCUCUGCUUCUUACCUAGCUUGCAUUUGAUUUGAGACACAGAUAAAGGGUUUUCUUAGUCCCUCAUCUCCAAAACCUGCUCAUCAUCCUGACUAAAACUAAAGUCAAGCUGGACCUAAAGAAGUCCACUUAGCUCCUGACUCCAUCCUCACCGCCCCCGCUCCCUUUUUGUCCCCCCAGACUCGGUCCACAGCUCUGCUUGGACCUGAACAGAGUCAUGGUUUGAACUUGCCGCAAGAACAGAUGACAAGCGGACGGAUGGAAGGGAUGAAUCGAGGGAUGCGGCACAUCAGAGGAGGCCGGUUGGUUCAUAUGAAGAAGCUGCCAGUCCUUUUUGUGUUGAAGCUGCGUGUGUGUGGUGGUGUGUGUCUGCCUGCUCGCACCCAUGUCUGUGUGUCGAAGUCACAGGGUUUCUGAUAAAUCAUUGGAGCCAGUGUUAACAGAGACUUUCACAAAGCUAUAAUUAACUGAUUAGAGUGGUACUGUAUUUAUUAUGUGUGUGUGUGUGUGGGGGGGUCAGCUCAGCUGGAUGACAUGUGAUGAAUAAAAUGUUAAAACACAA
Messenger RNA from Dicentrarchus labrax (European seabass), 3528 nucleotides. It is a transcript of the gene capn10, whose product is annotated as calpain 10. Bases 416 to 2413 code for a protein of 665 amino acids. The transcript is spliced from 13 exons. Gene Ontology annotation, molecular function: calcium-dependent cysteine-type endopeptidase activity. Lineage: Eukaryota; Metazoa; Chordata; Actinopteri; Moronidae. Gene Ontology annotation, biological process: proteolysis. The record is from RefSeq and is a predicted model, not a curated record. Gene Ontology annotation, cellular component: cytoplasm.